This is a messenger RNA of Funneliformis geosporum, 132 nucleotides long. NCBI's taxonomy places the organism in Eukaryota, Fungi, Glomeromycota, Glomeromycetes, Glomerales, Glomeraceae. The record is from the annotation of a GenBank genome assembly.
AGGGUUCACCGCUUCUCUCUCUCAAUGUUGAAGAAAAUAGUACUCAUUAAAAUAUGGGUACAAAAAUUUCAAGAAGUUGGAAGCUGGGGAGAAUCCUCACGACCAACCAAUAACAAACCCAACUCUGUAUGA